AUGGACGUCGACCUGAUUCAAGUCGUCAACAAGCUUCAGGAGACCUUCACUGCUAUUGGCGGUGACUCGGUCGACCUGCCCCAGAUCGUCGUUGUUGGCUCGCAAUCAGCAGGAAAGUCAAGUGUCCUCGAGACCAUAGUUGGUCGUGACUUUUUGCCGCGUGGAAGUGGCAUUGUCACACGACGUCCUCUUGUUCUCCAGCUCAUUCACACUCCUUCCGCCAAAGAUGAGACCGAGCAGAAGUCGUCCUCGCGCCCAUAUGAUCUUGCAGAUCAUCCCGAGCCCGAGCUUCUUCAUGGGCGCCAGCACGGCUCCUCCUCUGCCAGAUCACCUACCUACGAAGAGUACGGAGAGUUCCUUCAUCUCGACAAGCGAUUCACCGACUUCAACGAAAUCCGACGUGAAAUCGAAAACGAGACUUUCCGUGUAGCUGGGCAGAACAAGGGUGUCUCCAAACUCCCUAUUCACCUCAAGAUCUACAGCCCCAACGUCCUCAAUCUUACCCUCGUCGACUUGCCCGGUCUCACCAAGAUCCCUGUUGGUGAUCAGCCUUCCGACAUUGAGCGCCAGAUCCGCAACCUCGUCACUGACUACGUCUCCAAGCCCAACUGCAUCAUUCUCGCCGUCAGCCCGGCAAAUGUCGACCUUGCCAACUCGGACAGUCUGAAGCUCGCCCGUACUGUCGACCCCCAGGGACGACGUACCAUUGGUGUCUUGACCAAGCUCGACCUUAUGGACCAGGGCACCCACGCACUUGACAUCCUCACUGGUCGCGUCUACCCUCUCAAGCUUGGCUUCAUCGGUGUUGUAAACCGAUCUCAGAAGGACAUCAACGGCAACGUGUCCAUGCUUGCAGCUCGACGAGCUGAGCAGGACUUCUUCCGCUCCCAUGCCGCCUACAAAAACAUUGCCCACCGAUGCGGUACAAAGUACCUCGCCAAGACCCUCAAUCAGGUGCUCAUGAGCCACAUUCGCGACAAGCUCCCAGACAUGAAAGCACGUCUCAACACGCUCAUGGGCCAGACACAGCAGGAGCUCGCCGCUUUCGGCGACACCACUUUCCUCGGUGACCAGCAUCGAGGCUCGCUCGUGCUCAAGCUCAUGACUCAAUUCGCUCGUGACUUUAUCGCUUCCAUUGACGGCACCACUUUCGACAUCUCCACCAAGGAGCUCUGCGGUGGUGCGCGAAUCUACUACAUCUUCCAAGACGUCUUUGGACAUGCGCUUACCAGCAUCAACCCUACCCACAACCUUACUGUGCAGGACAUUCGCACAGCCAUCCGCAACUCCACUGGUCCUCGUCCUUCGCUCUUUGUCCCCGAAGCUGCUUUCGAGUUGCUCAUCAAGCCUCAGAUCAAGCUCUUGGAACCACCGAGCUUGCGUUGCGUCGAAUUGGUUUACGAGGAGCUCAUGAAGAUCUGCCACAAUUGCACCAGUUCCGAGCUUCAACGUUUCCCUCGUCUGCACGCUCAGCUGAUCGAAGUGGUGUCCGAGUUGCUGCGCGAGCGCCUGGGACCCACUUCGGAGUACGUGCAGAGCUUGAUCCAGAUUCAGGCGGCGUAUAUCAACACGAACCAUCCUGCAUUUGUUCAUGACUCGGCCAACAUUGCACGCGAACAAAGAGAGGCACAGGCACGUAAGCAGAUUGCUAUGCUUCCUUCUUCGUCCAGACGCAAGAAUUCGUUUGAUGACCCCGCGGAUGUUUCGAAUGAUAUGUCGGAUGAGGAUGAUGGCGAUAGUGUUGGUGGCGGUAAUUCGCGCAAUUUGACUGUCAAUGGAGCAAGCUCCAAGGGGGUAGGGAAGAGGGAUAAGAAGGAACGUUCUUCUUCGACCACGCAUGACAACCGUCCUCACUUGGCAUCCGAGCCAGGAGGAGGUGGACAUCACACCAUUGGACAUGCAUUCGGCAGCUCUCUGGCCAACGGAGGCGGCAAUUCGAGUGGAGGAGCAAAAGAUACUUUCCUCAACUACUUCUUCGGUGGAGCAUCAGGACUGCCCAUGGGUGGAGUUGGACCAGCAUCUGGUUUGGGAGGCUACCACGCUCCCGCGCAACACACGCACCCACCUCGAUUGGCAGAAUACAGUCACUCUGCACGCCAACACAAACCUAACGCCAUGUCCGGUCGCAACGGUCUAGAAGGCAAUUCUGCAGCCUACGACAUGAAGUCGCUCGAUAAACAUCUUGAAGCAACGCCGAUUUCCUCGGAUGAAUAUGCACUUUCCGAUCGCGAAGAGCUGGAAACUACUUUGAUCCGAAGCUUGAUAGCUAGCUACUUCAACAUUGUGCGAUUAUCGAUUCAGGAUUUGGUGCCCAAGGCGAUUAUGCAUCUCUUGGUGAAUUUCAGCAGGGAGUCGGUGCAGAAUAGGUUGGUAGCUAGUUUGUACAAGGAGAAUCUGUUUGGGGAGUUGCUGUAUGAGGAUGAAGGCUUGACGAGUGAGAGGAAGAGGGUCAAGCAGUUGUUGGAUGCCUAUAGGGAGGCCUUUAAUACGCUGAGUGAGGUCACGUUUAAGCCUAGUGCUGGUGUAAGUAGCUAA
Molecule: messenger RNA, 2535 nt
Organism: Ustilago hordei
Lineage: Eukaryota; Fungi; Basidiomycota; Ustilaginomycetes; Ustilaginales; Ustilaginaceae
Product: putative DNM1 - dynamin-related GTPase
Exons: 1
Coding region: 1-2535 (844 amino acids)
Biological process (GO): mitochondrial fission; peroxisome fission
Cellular component (GO): cytoplasm; mitochondrion; membrane
Molecular function (GO): GTP binding; microtubule binding; GTPase activity
Source: RefSeq, a predicted model, not a curated record